AUGCCUUAAAUAGUUUUAAUUGGAAAAAUAGGAUCAGGUAAAACUACUCUGUAUAAUAAAAUUACUGGGUCAAAUGAAAAAGUUUAAUAAGGCGGAAGAUCGGUUACUCUUGCUGCUUUCUAAAAGAAUUCAAUUUAUGGUAGGGGAUUUACAGUAUUGGAUACUCCAGGAAUAGGUGCAUAAGAUGAUAAAAUGAAAUGUUAUGGAGGGAUACUUGCGGCUUUAUCUGAAGGUCCUUUAAAUAGAAUCAUGAUUGUUGAAAAUCAUGCACGUGUGGAUUAUAUAGUGAAAGAAAUUAAAGAAAGAACAAAAGUAUUUGCAAGAUACAAACCAAUGAUUACUGCUGUGAUAACUUGCUUUGAUUUUUCAGAAAAUCCUCAGAAUGACAAAGAGUUUAUUAUAAACAAUUUAGCUAAGCUAAAUAUCAGAUCUGUUAUGUUUGUUGGAAUAAAAGAUUCAGGAAUUAGCAUCUGUUAACAAAUUGAUCAAAUAUUAUUAAAAUCAGUCUAAUAAUAAGUAGAACUAUUAGAUUCAGAAUAUUUAACACAUUUUGACUUAAAUGAUUAUGAAGAUAAGGAUGGUUAAUUUUAAUAUUAAUUAGAAUGUGAUUCAGAAGAUUCAUUGAGGGAAUUUAGAAAAGUAUUUAAUAUUAUUUAAUAAACUAUAACUGAAUUUCCUAAUACAGAACCUGAUCUUUCUAAUAAAUUAUAAGCAUUAAUACAGUUUACUAAGUCAUAAACAGAAGCGAUAGUAAAUAAGUUUUUGAAAAAAAAUGAUCAUAUUUAUUAAAAACUUUUGGCAAAAGAAAAUGAAUUUGCUAUGUAUCUAGUUCAUAAUCAACUAAAGAAAGAAUUAGCAAAUGAUAUUGAAAAGAUUGUUAAAUUAACUUAAAAGAAGCUAUAGAGCAAUGCAUAACAUUGUUUUAAUUAUAUAAAAAAAUGUAAUUUCUGCAAUGCUAUCUGGUUAAAAGUAGAUGGGUGUGAAGGACUAACAUAUUGUGGAAGUGUUUCUAAUACAGACAUCCUUCAAAAGUAAGAAGAAGCUCCCCAAUAAUAUGAUGUUAAAAUUGUAGGAAUUAAAAUCAUUUUAGAAGUUAAUUUGUUGUAUUUAAAAAGAGUAGCAGAAAUUCAAAAAAUAGCUAUAAAAGAAAUUGUAUAUAUCAAGGCUUUGGUUGCUUAGAAAGCAUAAAAAUAGAAAAGGAAUGUUUUUAGAGCACAAUCCGGAAAAACUAUCACUUUAGGUGAAUUUGGAUGUGGUUAAUUAAUAAAUUGGAAUACAAUGAUACCAUUAAAUGAAGGUGAGUUAAAUGAACUUGUAGAUCCUGGAUUAAUUGAUUAUUAUAGAAUUUAAGAUGAUGAAGUAUCAAGAAAAAUGCAUUUAUAUAAAUAAGCAUUAAUUUCAAAGCUAGAGAAAGAAAUUAAUCUAUAAAAAAAUCACUUAAAAAAUUAAAAAAAAAUCUUAUGA
Messenger RNA from Paramecium sonneborni, 1464 nucleotides. Lineage: Eukaryota; Ciliophora; Oligohymenophorea; Peniculida; Parameciidae. The record is from the annotation of a GenBank genome assembly.